AUGACCGAUGCAAGGGAGAGUAAGACUGAUUUCAUUUUUGAGCCUGUUAAAUCUGAUGAACAUCUUGUCUCAACUGAAACGCUCGAUAAACUAACAAGGAAGCUGUUAGACAGCGAGAAACAUGUUGCUGAGGCAGCAAAAUCUCUGGAAACAAUUGAUAACGUUUAUCAGAAUGGGACGCCAUCACAACAGUUUAUAAUGGAACUAAGACUGAAGAAAAAAGUCGAUGAACUUAGCAGCAACGUUGAAAAGGAAAGUCACAGGUUAGAGACUGUGACCGUUUCAUUUGAUUUUGAUGACACUAUGAAACUGUCCCCACUUCCGAUUUCUGAUUACGUUCCGGGACAACUGACAUUGAAAUACUACGUACCGGAAGCCGUGAAAGCUAUAACACCUGUAGAUCCGAUUGUUAAAUUAACGAAGAUUACUUCCAUUGAUCUGAAGCAGACAAAGAAUGAUGUCGGUGAACCGUUAUACUCAGGACUGGAUUUCCUGCCGGAUGGUAGACUGGUUGCUGCGGAUAAUAUAAACAAGAAAUUCUUGAUAUACAAUGAGAAGCUGAAGAAAGUAGAAUCAUUUCAGUUAUCAUAUAAGCCACGAGGCGUUGUUGCUAUAUCUGAGGAAAAAGUGGCGAUAACAAGUGCCAAUGAAUACAAGAUAGACUUUCUAGGUGUCAGUAACUCUAAUGAAAUAACUUUGAAGAGAGAUUAUAACUCUAUAUGUAUGAAAGAUGAGAGACACUUUGUUAUUGAAACUGUCGAUGAUACAAGGCAUGUUCGUAUUUUAUCUCUGUCAGGAGAAGAGAAAGAUUUCAGUAUCAACUUUCCGAGCAAGAAAUAUUCUAUGGAAACUAGUGCUUGUACAUUUAUACGGAACAGUGACAAAGUGGUUCUCAAGGAUAGAUACGAGAAUACUGUUUAUAUAUAUAAUACCAAGAGCAACACCAGAGUUGUUGUCAAGGACGACCACAUCAAGGUACCACGUGGUGUAGCAGUAGGUCCAUCCGACUGUCUCAUGGUUUGCAGUUACUGUAAUGAAACACAUACCAUUGUGCAGAUAUCUCCAACAGGUCGGGUCCUAUCAUCGUACAAGUUAGAUAUGAAACAUCCAUUCAGAUUCUGUGUUUCCAAGAACAAAUCACUUAUUGCUGUCACUAGUAACUUGACCUGUGGAAAUCAGUUGCAGUUGUUGAAUGUGACAUACUAA
This is a messenger RNA of Mercenaria mercenaria, 1206 nucleotides long. RefSeq lists its product as uncharacterized. The record is from RefSeq and is a predicted model, not a curated record. Lineage: Eukaryota; Metazoa; Mollusca; Bivalvia; Venerida; Veneridae. Bases 1 to 1206 code for a protein of 401 amino acids. The transcript is spliced from 2 exons.